Molecule: messenger RNA, 1959 nt
Organism: Guillardia theta CCMP2712
Lineage: Eukaryota; Cryptophyceae; Pyrenomonadales; Geminigeraceae
Exons: 5
Coding region: 1-1959 (652 amino acids)
Cellular component (GO): plasma membrane
Molecular function (GO): ligand-gated monoatomic ion channel activity; signaling receptor activity
Source: RefSeq, a predicted model, not a curated record
AUGGCCGGUCCUUCAACGACUCUGGCAUGUCUUGUAUGUGCCCUCAUGUGCUCAUCACUUGUAUCUGCAGCCUUAAACAACACUGUAGUUGAUUAUGGUUGUGAUGGAUGUCUCAAAGGGCAAACAAUCACUGCUAUGUACCUUGCAAACGAUUACACUGUUAACGAGGCAGCCAAAUUGAAAAUGGAAUCCUUGGGCCUGACUUAUGAUUGUAAUGAUCCCGUCAAAGCAGUGCCUGAAUGCUUUCUGUAUUCUAACUGGAACAAGGGAGUUGUGGGUGACCUAGCGAACAAGAUCUUCUCAAAACUUGGCGCAAACGUGAUAGUAAAGACAAAGGCAAACUUCACGGCACAGUCAAAGGCGCUUUAUAAUGGACCUUCCUCAUUCACUCGAUGUGUCUAUGAGGUUGCCAUAAAAAACGUGGAUGUUUGCAUUGGGAACUUCUGGGAGACCAAUGAGAGAAGACGUCUCGCUACCUUCACAUCAAGUUUUGAUCUCGAUGCAAUGUUCUUGGUCUCCGCUCCCAAGAAUGGAGUAGGAUCCGACAGCUCGACUGAUUUCAAUCCUUCAGACCUGCUUGCCAUUUUCAAGCCUUUCACUCCAGCAGUGUGGGGAGUGACAGUUGCAUUCUUCUUUGCUACUGCAAUAUGCAUGUGGAUCCUCGAAGCCGGAGUUGACACUGUCAACGAGAACUUCUCUCAUGAGAAUGAUCAGCUAUGGAACAUUUCUGGUUUCUUCAUGAGCUUGUGGUUGUCGUUCAUGGGAUAUGUCGGAGGCUCCCAUGCACACAUGGCAACAAGAUGGCCGUCGCGGCUGAUUCUGCUGGGUUACGGCUUCCUCCUUUACAUCACGGUUUCUUCUUAUACCGCCAACCUUGCGAGUUUCAUGGUCAACAAGGCAUCAGUUCCCUCGCUGAUCAACAGCAUCGCGGACGCUGGGAAGAAAGGAGUGAGCGUCUGCGUCCUAGAUGCGAUGGCCAGCUUGAUCUACAACUUCGUGCCUAAGGAGCAAGUUAUUGGAUAUGACGUGAUUGGACCAGCGAUCGAAGGAAUCUACUCUGGAAAGUGUGGAGCCGUGAUAAUAGGAAGGGACUACUAUAAGCAGUACAUAGUGGCUGAGAAGAUCAACUUCAAUGUCUGCAAGGAUCCUUCGGAUCCUAAAGGAUUCGAGAAAUGUCAAGACCCUACAAAGAAAUCCACCAAGAUCUGGCUUGACUGCAAAUGUAGCGAUUCUACCAAAGAUCCCUCGGAAUGCAAGAAAGAUUGUCCUGACUAUAGGAAAUACUGCGAGCUUCUCACUAUUGCGGAUGCAAAUUUUCAAGUCUCUGUGCCAACUGGAUUUCCAGUUGCUCGGGAGUUCGUUGAUCAUAUUUCAGCAUCUAUUGUCAACUUUCGGCUUGACGGGACCAUUGAUCGUUUGUUCAAACUAUACAUCGACGACAAUUUCCAGCCAGUUUGCACCUCAACCGCGGAGAGUGACUCGCUUGCUUUGGAUCUUUUCAGUCUCGCAGGGACAUACGUCAUCUCAGGGGGCCUGAUGGUCAUCGGGCUGGUCAUGGGAGUCAUUGAGAUUGUGAUGAACAAGAAGAAGCAACCAAGCGAGGAGAGCGACAGCACGAGUCAGCGAGAAACAGAGGAGGAUGUUCCCCUUGGAGUCGCAAAGAGAGCAUUCGAGCUGGAGAAGGUCAAGCAUGAGGAGCUCAAGGAGUUUGGACUUGUGGGCAGUGCCAAUGAUGAAAAUGAGAGCGUACGACAACAAAUUCAAGUGCUCAAUUUCAAAAUGUCGGAAGUGAUUCAUGAGCUCAGGGAGCUCAAGGCAAAAUCGCCGAGGUAUGGCUCAGCAGACGCCAGCCUUGUCCUCGCAUCUGAAGCGAAAGAACGCAGCAAAGAAACUACUGCAAGUAGGAACAAUAAGGAAUCUGGGUUCUUCGCAAACAAUUGGUGGCCUAUGUCGUCAUAG